AUGGGCAAGACUGAAAAGGAACGACGUGUGCGACGUCGCAAGAAACCACGCCCGGAGCCCCGUGCCCCAUCUCAGAUCGACCCGUGCGGGCCCACGGGCCCGAAACUGGGCGGAAACGCCCGGAGCGAAAAGAUGGCAUCGCCAGGACCUCCGGGUUCGUGCUCGUGCCGCUGUUGUUCCUCUGGAUACGCCCGGUGCGCGGCGCGGCACUCGGUCGCCCCGGGCGCGGACCCCGCGGCCUGCGGGCCUUGCCGCCCCGAGUGGGCCGGGCUCGCCCGGUGCGCUGUGUCCGAGGUGCUCGGCCGCGCGGAGCCCGUGCUGGCAGCGGAGGCCCAGGUGCAGACGCGGGGCCAGAUCGAGUUCAACGAGCGCAUGCACGCGGUCGGCACGCCGCGCAUGUGCAACGGGCAAGCGCUCGACUUCACCACACGGCGCAGCUGCCGGCAGCGGUACACCGGCUACGGUGGCGGGAGCGGGGAGGCGGAGGACCUGUGGAGGGACUGCGUAUGGCCUUUGCACCGCAAGGCU
Molecule: messenger RNA, 528 nt
Organism: Prorocentrum cordatum
Lineage: Eukaryota; Dinophyceae; Prorocentrales; Prorocentraceae
Source: the annotation of a GenBank genome assembly